CAACUUUGAACACCCGUCAGUUUGGCGUUCUCCAGUGACAUGCAGAAUGCUUCGCUCUAACUCUGUGUGUACAGAAAAAUAAACCUUUCCGAUGAAGAAAGAAACCAGGAGAAAAACGCACCACAGUCUACAAUAAAAAAAAAGAAAACUUCUCAAGCUGGUUUGAGGGGACUGCUUCAAUUUUCAUUCUAGGCAUCGCAAUGGAUUAUAUUUAUGUUUUGUUUUACUGCACAAUAUGUGUAUUAUUUUUGGAUUAUAGACACGCUGCAAACUCUCAUGCCAAUCUCUCUGGAAAGUUAAGUGAAUACGGACUCAUCGUUCCGUUCAGCACAGACUCUAAAGGCCGGUAUAUCUCUCACGUGGUGUCGCUCGCAGAUGGAAGUAAAAGUGGCGUUUCGUCCGCUGGAAGACGGCGCGUUUCCCGCAGCGUCCCAAGUUCCUCCACGUUCACUUCUAAUAGUCAACAGUUGUUUUUCAACGUCACUGUCUUUGGUAAGGAGUUGCACUUGCGCCUCAGAGCCAACAGAAGGCUCGUUGCACCAGAUGCCUUUGUGGAAUGGCAAGAGGACUUCGAGGAAAAGGCCAAGGAGCGUAUUCAUGGCAACUGUGUUUUUACCGGAGAUGUUACUGAUAUGCCAGAAGCCUCAGUGGCUAUUAGUAACUGUGAUGGACUGGCAGGCCUUAUUCGAACGGACAAUGAGGAGUUCUUCAUUGAGCCCUUGGAGAAAGGCCAGCAGGAGGUGGAGAAAAAGGGCCGUGUCCACGUGGUCUACCGACGCUCCGCCAUCAAGAGAGAGCCAAGUCAACGCAAGGAGCACCUCCACAAUGAAGUGGCUGAUUUUGGCAUCGCGGAGCUGCCCAACGCCCUAGACGCGGUGGAGCAGAAGCUGACCGAGUCGGAGCGCAAGCGGCGGGCCGCCAAGAAAGAGGACUACAACAUCGAGGUCUUGCUGGCCGUGGACGACUCGGUGGUGCGCUUCCAUGGGAAGGAACACGUCCAGAACUACGUGCUGACCCUCAUGAACAUUGUAGAUGAAAUCUACCAUGACGAAUCCCUAGGAACCAACAUCAAUGUGGUCCUCGUGCGAAUCAUCAUGGUUGGCUACAGACAGUCCAUCAGUCUGAUUGAGCGUGGAAACCCAUCUCGGAGCCUGGAGCAGGUGUGCCGCUGGGCCAACACCCAGCAGCGCUUGGACCCCAACCACGCCGAGUACCAUGACCAUGCCAUCUUCCUGACCAGGCAAGAUUUUGGUCCCGCAGGUAUGCAAGGUUACGCCCCGGUGACAGGCAUGUGCCACCCCCUGAGGAGUUGCACACUCAACCACGAGGACGGCUUCUCCUCCGCGUUCGUGGUGGCCCACGAGACAGGACACGUGCUGGGGAUGGAGCAUGAUGGCCAGGGGAACCGGUGCGCCGACGAGACCAGUAUGGGCAGCAUCAUGGCGCCGCUGGUGCAGGCGGCCUUCCACCGCUACCACUGGUCACGCUGCAGCAAGCAGGAGCUCAACAGAUACCUUCACUCCUAUGACUGUUUGUUGGAUGAUCCCUUCGAGCACAAAUGGCCCAAGCUGCCCGAGCUUCCAGGGAUCAACUACUCCAUGGACGAACAGUGCCGCUUUGAUUUUGGGGUCGGGUACAAGAUGUGCACGGCAUUCCGUACUUAUGACCCAUGCAAGCAGCUGUGGUGCAGUCACCCUGACAACCAGUACUUCUGCAAGACUAAGAAGGGACCCCCUGUGGAUGGCACCGAGUGUGCCCCUGGGAAGUGGUGCUUCAAGGGCCAUUGCAUCUGGAGGUCGUCGCACGAGCCUUAUGGUCACGACGGCAGCUGGAGCUCCUGGAGCAAGUUUGGCUCGUGUUCGCGGACCUGCGGUGGAGGGGUGCGCUCACGCAACAGGCAGUGCAACAACCCACCUCCUGCAUACGGUGGCCGUGACUGCCCUGGCUCCACCUUCGACUACCAGAUAUGCAACCCAGAGGACUGCGCUGGCCCCUACGAGGACUUCCGUGCCCAGCAGUGUGUCCAGCGCAGCAACAAGUACCACAACAACGUCAAGCACACCUGGUUGCCUUACGAGCAUCCGGACGAGGCCCAUAAGUGUGAGCUGAGCUGCCGCUCUAAGGAGACGGGUGAGGUGGUGUUCAUGAACCAGGUGAUGCACGACGGCACACGCUGCAGCUACACCGAUCCCUUCAGCGUCUGUGCCCGCGGGGAGUGUUUGCAUGUGGGCUGUGAUAAAGAGGUGGGCUCCUACAAACAAGAGGACAAAUGUGGCGUGUGCAGUGGGGACAACUCGCAUUGCCGAACCGUCAAGCUCACGCUCACCAAGACCCCCAAGAAAACAGGCAUGCUGAAAAUGUUUGACAUUCCAGUGGGAGCACGUCACAUCCUUAUCGAGGAGAACGAGACCUCCCCACACAUAAUUGCUGUGAAAAAUCAGGUGACGGGCAACUUCAUCCUGAACUCCAAGGGUGAUGAAGUGAAGUCCAAGACGUUCAUUGAGGAUGGACUUGAGUGGGAGUAUUCUGUCGGCACCGGCAAGGAGUCUUUGAAAACCAUUGGGCCUCUCAAUGAAGGCAUUGUUGUGCUUGUGGUCCCUCAGGAGGAGGAGGCUAAGAUCAGCCUGACCUACACGUACAUCAUACACGAGGACCUGGUGCCUGUCAUCACCAAUAACAACGUGCUGCUGGCCGAACUGGACACGUACGAAUGGGCACUGAAGAGCUGGUCACAGUGCUCCAAACCCUGUGGAGGAGGUGUCCAGUACACUAAGUACGGCUGCAGAAGGAAGAGUGACAGCCGACUGGUGCACCGCAACUUCUGUGAGCUGGGCAAGAAACCCAAGCCCAUACGGAAACGCUGCAAUGUCCAGGAAUGCAGUCAGCCUAAGUGGGUGGUUGAGGAGUGGAGCCCCUGCAGUAAGACCUGUGGGAAGGCAGGUUACCAGUCCCGAGUGGUGACGUGCACGCAGGCCCUGCUCAACGGCACCAGUCGCAGCGUCCACACCAAGUACUGCGCCGAGGAGCGGCCCGAAGCUCGCCGCGCGUGCAACAUCUCCGCCUGCCCCGCACCCUGGAGGACCGGCGCCUGGUCACAGUGCUCGAUCACCUGUGGUGAAGGCAUUCAGCAAAGGCAGGUUGUUUGCCGUGCCAUGGACAACAGCAGUGGUCAGUGUGAGGGAGAAAAGCCAGAAACCGUCCUCAUAUGCAAACUAGCCCCUUGUCCAGGCCAAUCUUCACUUCCGUCACCCACAACUGUUGUGGUGGAGAACGGGACCUCAAGUGACUCAGAUGCUGAUGAUAACAACCCCAUCAACAAAAUCUCCAACGAACCAUGCCUGGGCGACAAAUCCAUUUUCUGCCAGAUGGAAGUACUAGCGCGUUACUGUUCCAUCCCAGGCUACAACAAACUCUGCUGUGAGUCCUGCAGUAAGAGGGUCAUGGGCCCUGCCAGCACUGGCGCCACCACCACCACCCAGACGCCCAACCUGGACACUGCCGUCCCCAACCCACGCUACAGCGUCACUGCCCCCACCCACUCCAGCGCCAUCGUUCCAACUCCAGACGCCACGACGGCCUCGACCGUCGUCAGCACCUCCACGCAAGCCCCAGUGCGAACCACCAAGACGCCCGCGAGGAGACCACGUGCCACAGUGCAAGGCCAAACCCCAUCGCCGCCACCGCCGCCGCCUCCCAGUCCGCAGGCAGCGUCCAUCUCUCCCGAGGAAAACGCUACUACGCCUCUGCCCUCAACCCCACCCCUGGAGCCCCCCACUAGUCAGAACCAAGCCCAGGCCCAGGCGCCCUCUAGCUCUGGGACCCCUCUACCUCUGGACCCCACUGGACCCCCAGUUCAGUCCACCACCACCCAUCCCAGCAGAGAGGAUGGCAACAGCACUUUAGGCGCCCAGGAGGCCAGUGAGGGGAGGAGAAGGGACAGUGUGGAAUCGGAGAGGCCCCUGACGCAAAGGACCUUGCCAAUGGAGACCUGAGCAGCUGCUUUUUUCAAUAAUAGUCGGUUUGUUUUGUUUUUUUUGUUUAUGUUUGUUUGUUUGUUUGUUUGUUCAUCGGCUCACUGUCUCUACAUGGUUCCUGGUGAACACACUCUCUCAUCUCAUCUCAUCACUCUUUACCAGUGGACAUAAACCCGGAAUGGUUACCUCAGUUCCUAUACAAACAUACAUAAACUUACACACACAAACACACACACAAACACACACACACACACACACACACACACACACACACACACACACAACCACUCACAGAUCAUAGACAUGUCAAUAUUCAAAUGCACAUAGUAAUUUACAUCAUAUGCACACACACAUGCCUGCAACCAUAGAGAAAUCACUAUGCAUCUGCACAGCAUUGACCUACCUUCUCUGCUUAAAAUAACAAAUGGAAGUAGACAAAAUAUUUGGAAAAUGGUGCUAACUCUAAAGCAACUCGUGACAUUUAAAAGAACCAAAAUGCAGUGACUGCAUCAUGACUGCUUCCAACCUUUGUUGUUGAUGUCUGCCUGCUCAACUGGUAUCUAUCCAAGUGCAUCAGAACUACUAAUUUUGCUUUGCUUUAUGAACAAACACAUUGGUGACCCUUGGCUGACUUAGUCAGGCCAUGCUUAUUGGAUGAGGGUGUCACUGCCAUUGUGCAUCUCCCUCAGGUGCUGGUGAAGUGUGACAAGCCAUCCACCCUCUUCAGUGUGAUGGUCCUCACAAAGCCCUUAGUCCUCACAAUCCCAAUGUGUGUGUAUGUGUGUGUGUGUGUGUGUAUGUAUGUGUGUGUGUGUGUGGGUGUAAGUGUGUUUGUGUGUGUGUGUGUGUGUGUGUCUGAUAAGCACACAUUAUGUUACAAAUGCAUGCACAUUGCUUUUGUGAAACUCACAUAUGCUUUAAAUGAAAACAGAAAAAAUGAAAAAAAAGAAAGAAAAAAAAUCUGAUAUUUUUUUAAACUGAUAUAUUUUUCAAGCAAAUAUUGUAUAUAGUGUAAAUUUCAAGUAGUGGAUAUGAAAUUAACAUCCAGCUGUGUAAUGUAAAGUAUAUUUACAAAUGGGGAAAUACAGAGACGCUGAGACGCUGUCUUGUGGAAUGUUGUCAAUCCCAGUGUCAUGGCAAUAACUGUGGCAUUAUUUCAUUCCUCUUCGUGCAGUUUAACCACCUAUGUGUAUUGUAUAGUUCUUGUAUAUACAUGAGAGCUUUAAGUGUUAAUAUUUAUUAUUUUUUUUAAAGGUAGGAAGAUACAUUCUAAAAAAAUGUACAUGUUGAGAACUAAACUAAAAAAUUGAGAACUAAAGAGAAGAUAUUUCAAACUCCAUACGCAAAAAAAGAGUGCAUAUGUAACUGUCUGUGAAGCCAGGGGCAUUGAAAAUGUUCUUUAAUAUGGACAGGAGUUUAAUACGGACAUGGAGUUCUCGUAAGGACCCGAGUCACACAGACCCAUAAUAAAUUGCUCUAACAUCAUUCAUCAAAUUUACAAUUACUCUUGCAAGUUAUGAUUAAAACACUUUUAAUUGUGCACAGCGGCCCUCAUUACAGGCAUACUCAGUCUAUGCAUCGACGCUCUCAUGGAGAUGGCUCAUAGUGAAACACUGGCCUGUCAAUGUCAUCUCAGCAACUUCCGCACACAGAGAGGAUUCUGCAGUAUGUGCAGUGGACCAUUACGUUGUGCUAACUGAAAGCUGCAUGCAUUAUGAAACCCUUCAAAUAAGUAUAUAUAUACUGGAAUAUAUAUAUAUAUAGUAGCUACAGUUUACUAAAGAGAGACCUUCACACGGGCACUGUGUGAAGUGUCUUUUACAGAGGGCAUUGUUGAACUGAGUUUCUGAGUUUAACUUGACAAUGAGAAUUUAGUGUGUGAGGAUUUGUUUAUGUUGACAGCUAUUAGGCUUCUUAAUGAGAUAUUGUGUCUGUUCCUCGGCGACUUGAGAACGAUCUGUUGUCAUGGUAAUUCCAUUUCACUUCAAACGUGCACUAGCAUUCUGUGAAAAAAGUUUUUUUUUUUUUUUUUUAAGUUUGUUC
Messenger RNA from Alosa sapidissima (American shad), 6017 nucleotides. Its product is annotated as A disintegrin and metalloproteinase with thrombospondin motifs 3. The transcript has 22 exons. The record is from RefSeq and is a predicted model, not a curated record. Gene Ontology annotation, cellular component: extracellular matrix. Lineage: Eukaryota; Metazoa; Chordata; Actinopteri; Clupeiformes; Clupeidae. Gene Ontology annotation, molecular function: metalloendopeptidase activity. Gene Ontology annotation, biological process: proteolysis; extracellular matrix organization. Bases 201 to 3992 code for a protein of 1263 amino acids.